Molecule: messenger RNA, 1302 nt
Organism: Theobroma umbraticum
Lineage: Eukaryota; Viridiplantae; Streptophyta; Magnoliopsida; Malvales; Malvaceae
Gene: SDIR1
Product: RING/U-box superfamily protein
Biological process (GO): ubiquitin-dependent protein catabolic process; protein ubiquitination
Molecular function (GO): ubiquitin protein ligase activity
Source: RefSeq, a predicted model, not a curated record
GGCAAAAAGGGCUUCUUACAAGCUGACGAGGAAAGCGUUAGGCAGGAAACGCCCGACGCGUCCGAGUCGACUCGGUCCUCUAAUCUUCUACAUGAAAAGGUUGCCUCGACAUUACAUUUGUCCAAGACGACUCCGAUCCGCCGUCGUUUCCCCUCCCGAUCUCUAUUUUUGAGGAGUCAAUAUAGUAGGGUUGAUUCUUUUAUUCUGCUUAGACAGGAAAAUUUGGGAACUUUUUUCAUUAUUAUUGGUAUGUAAUUGAACUGGUGAAUUUUAUUUACACAACCAUGAGUUUCGUUUUCCGAGGGACGAGAUCAGAUUUAGAGAGUGGAUUUCCAGGAUUCAUUCCGGAAAGGCGUGCUGUGCGUGUCCAUGCAGGACGUCCUGUUAAUUCCAACUCUCUUGUAUUUCUUGUUACAGUACUUUUGCUAUUCAUGAUAUUGAACUCACACCAGAUGUCACCUAAUUUUCUGCUUUGGCUGGUCCUUGGAGUGUUUUUGAUGGCCGCAACCUUAAGGAUGUAUGCUACCUGUCAACAACUUCAAGCUCAGGCCCAAGCACAUGCUGCAGCAGCAAGUGGCCUUCUUGGCCAUACUGAACUGCGGUUGCAUAUGCCACCAUCAAUUGCACUUGCAACAAGAGGGCGUCUACAAGGCCUUAGAUUGCAGCUUGCACUUCUCGACCGAGAAUUUGAUGAUCUUGAUUAUGAAACUCUGAGAGCACUUGAUGCCGACAAUGUCCCCACAGCUACUUCAUUGAGCGAAGAAGAGAUAAAUGCCCUUCCAGUUCACAAGUAUAAGGUGGCUGCUCCUCAAAGCAGUGACUCUACAAUGCAACAAGCAUCAUCUUCAAACUCACCUCAGAAGAAGCACGAUUCUACUAAUCCAGUUUGUGGCAUGAAGGGCUCAGAAGAUGAAUUGACCUGCAGUGUUUGCUUGGAGCAAGUCAGUGUUGGAGACCUCAUCCGCAGUUUACCCUGUUUGCAUCAGUUUCAUGCUAGUUGCAUCGACCCAUGGUUACGACAACAAGGAACAUGCCCUGUUUGUAAGUUCCGAGCAGGAUCUGGGUGGCAUGAAACUGGUGGAAUAGAUGCUUCCUACAUGGUUUAGUCACUUUAAGCUGUCUGUGCAUCAUUGUAUCUAACAUAUAAAUCUACAUAUACAAGCCCAUUGACCAAAAUGAGAGGUCGAAUCCCUUAACUUAUUUCUAGAAUUGGUGAAUCACUUGACAGCUGAUGAUUGUAUGAUCACCUAACAAGCUUGUAUAAUAGUUUGUUCUUGAUGUUACAAAAGAAUUCUGAUCUUA